AUGAACAUCUUUGGGCUAAAUGGGCAUGCUUCACCAGACAAUCCUGACAUCGGGUGGGCCGGCAUUGAUGUCCCUGAAUAUUCAAAGCCAUAUCUGAACACCCUUUCAGCUUUGCGGGAUGCGGUCCGCCGGCUUACAAAGUCAAAUGCCCAUAUCACGUCUCAAACUCUCGGUAGUAUUAUAAAUACUAUCGGCUCAAGCGCGGACCUGGGGCAUUCCAUGUCAGAUCUAGCACUCCCAUACGUGGAGGUUCUGAGGAAAUUCAAAGACCAAAUUGCAUCCCUGAACUUAGUCACAAGUGACCUGAUUAAGACCCGCCAGGGACAAACUGAGCGAAAACUUCAGGCACAAAAGCGCAAGGUAGAAGAGGGACGCAAGCAAGCUGAGAAGAUGGAAAAGGGGAGGCUCAGCCCUUAUGAGAUGUUUCGAACUGACGAGUUUACUGCAUGGGAUCAGGACGGCGUGCCAACAAAAGAUUCAGAAGGGAAAGACCUCUCAAAAACUCGUGUGAAGAAGCUGAGGAAGGAUUGGGAGAGGAAAAAGAAGUUGCAGGAGGCAUGGAUGUCUGGUUAG
Messenger RNA from Trichophyton verrucosum HKI 0517, 573 nucleotides. RefSeq lists its product as uncharacterized. NCBI's taxonomy places the organism in Eukaryota, Fungi, Ascomycota, Eurotiomycetes, Onygenales, Arthrodermataceae. The transcript is spliced from 2 exons. The record is from RefSeq and is a predicted model, not a curated record. Bases 1 to 573 code for a protein of 190 amino acids.